AUGUCCACCUCCAACAAAGGCCCCGUAAAAGUCGGCCUGAUCGGCUGGGGCGGCUCCGCCAACGUCUACAACCUCCCCUACCUCAUCCCCAACCCCAACCUGCACCUCUACGCCAUUCACCAGCGCAAGGGUCCCAAAGACCCAGGUCUGGGCCGCUUCGGCCACUGCACCGACUCUGCCUCCCAACAGCGCCUCAAGGACUGGGGCUGUGCGACACAGCCGAAAUGGUACCAGUCCCAAGACGAAUUCUUCGCGGAUCCAGAGAUCGAGGUUGUGGUCGUGACGACCGGGCACGGGAGUCAUUUCAGCCUGGCUAAAGCAAGUCUGGAGGCUGGGAAACAUGUGCUGGUGGAGAAGCCGUUUGUGACAAGGGCGAGCGAUGCGAAUGAGUUGAUCAAGUUGGCGAAGGAGAAAGGGUUGAUUCUGACGGUAUAUCAGAAUCGGAGGUGGGAUAGCGAGUUCCUUACGCUGCAGAAACUGCUGAAGCAGGAUGCGCUGGGAGAAUUGACGGAUGUGACGAUCCACUAUGACUUUGAGAUGCCGGCGUGGAUUCAGGGGUGGACGCAGCCAGAGUAUGAGGAGGGGAGUGGGGCGGGGAUGCUGUAUGGGUUGGGUACGCAUAGUCUUGAUCAGGCGUUGUUGGUGUUGGGUAGGCCGGAGAGGGUGACGGGGUUCAUUAGGAGUUUGAGGGUAGGUGAAGGUGGUGAGAGGGUGGUGAGUGAGGUGGACGAUACAUUCAUGGCAGUCUUAGAAUAUGGGAAGGAGAGGCCGGUGGUAUGUACGGUCAAGACGACGGUCGUUAACAUUGUCGAGCAGCCGUUGAAAUACUUUGUGAGGGGUCGGAAGGGGACAUUUACGAAGAGAGGGGAGUGUGUGCAGGAGAAGCAGACUAACGAGGGGAUGAAGAGUACGGAUGAGGGAUUUGGGCAGGAUGAGGAGAGGGAUUAUGGGGAUUUAGUGACUGUGGAUAAGGUAGAGGGAGCGGUACAGAAUUGGGAUGAGGGUAGGAAGAAGUGGAUUGGGAAGUUCCCAACGGAGAGCGGAUAUUGGAGGGGCUUGUAUGAGAACUUGGCUAAGGCUGUCCGUGGGGAGGAAGAGAUCAAGGUCAAGGCGGAGCAGAGUCGGGACGGAUUGAGACUGAUAGAGCUGGUGAGGGAGAGCGUGCGGAAGGGCUCGAGUGUUCUGUGGACUGAUGCAUGA
Cyphellophora attinorum is the source of this 1200-nucleotide messenger RNA. RefSeq names its product putative oxido. The transcript has a single exon. Bases 1 to 1200 code for a protein of 399 amino acids. Gene Ontology annotation, molecular function: nucleotide binding. NCBI's taxonomy places the organism in Eukaryota, Fungi, Ascomycota, Eurotiomycetes, Chaetothyriales, Cyphellophoraceae. The record is from RefSeq and is a predicted model, not a curated record.